Ochotona princeps (American pika) is the source of this 3874-nucleotide messenger RNA. It is a transcript of the gene TEX2, whose product is annotated as testis expressed 2. The record is from RefSeq and is a predicted model, not a curated record. Gene Ontology annotation, cellular component: endoplasmic reticulum. Lineage: Eukaryota; Metazoa; Chordata; Mammalia; Lagomorpha; Ochotonidae. Bases 182 to 3574 code for a protein of 1130 amino acids. The transcript is spliced from 12 exons. Gene Ontology annotation, molecular function: lipid binding.
UCGCCGGCGGGGCGGGGCGGCCGGGCCCGGGGGCGGGCGGCCGGCGGGCGGCGGGGACGGCGACCCGAGCCCGAGCCCCAGUCGGAGCCGGAGCCGCGGCGGCCGUGGAGCACGGGCGCCGGCGCAGGACCAUGAGGCACGGCCAGCCGAUCCGGGAGUCUGAGCCCUUGUAAAGCUGGCGAUGACAAGUCUGAAUGGUCGCCAUGCCGAGAAAACCAUUGACAUGCCAAAGCCAUCAGCCCCCAAAGUGCACGUGCAGAGGUCUGUGUCCCGAGACACCAUCGCCAUUCACUUCUUGGCAUCUGGGGAGGAGGAGGAGGAAGAGGAGGAGGAGUUCAAGGAGUACCUCACUGAGGGGCUAGACGACCAAAGCAUUGUAACAGCGCUCGAAGCCAAGGAAGACCUCUAUCUUGAACCCCAGGGUGGCCAUGACUCCGUGGGCCCUGCUGCCUCACCCAUCCUGGCAGAGGGACUGCCCGCAUCCCAGGCCCCUGCCAUUUUGCCCGUCUCCGAGAACACUGUAAAGCUGUUGGAGCCCCCUCCUCCGGCAGCACAAGUAUUAAGUACAGUGCCAUUGGCUCUGUCCCCAGGGUCAUCGUUGUCGGGGCCCUUAGCCAGCUCUCCCAGCAUAUCAUCCCUCUCUGAGCAGAAAACCAGUUCUUCCUCCCCAUUGUCCUCUCCUUCCAAGUCCCCCAUCCUGUCAUCCAGUGCCUCAUCCUCCGCCCUGUCCAGCACGAAACCUUUCAUGAGCCUUGUCAAGUCCCUGUCUGUCGAGGUGGAGCCAAAAGAAUCCCUGCACCCCCCCAGGCACAGGCACUUGAUGAAGACCUUGGUGAAGUCCCUGUCCACAGAUACUUCCAGGCAGGAGUCAGAAGCUGUUUCCUAUAAGCCACCUGACUCCAAACUGAACCUACACCUGUUCAAGCAGUUCACACAGCCCCGGAACACAGGUGGAGAUUCCAAAACCGCACCUUCUUCCCCAUUGACCUCUCCCUCUGAUACCCGCUCCUUUUUUAAAGUGCCCGAAAUGGAGGCUAAAAUUGAAGACACUAAACGCCGCCUUUCUGAAGUCAUAUAUGAGCCUUUUCAGCUCCUUAGUAAAAUCAUAGGGGAAGAAAGUGGCAGCCAUCGGCCGAAAGCCUUAUCUUCAAGUGCUUCCGAGCUCUCCAACCUGUCCAGCUUGAACGGGCACCUGGAAAGCAAUAACUACAGCAUCCAGGAGGAAGAGGGGGACUCUGAAGGUGAGGGCUAUGGAAGCGAUCCCAACACCUCCAGGGGUGACCUCCCAAAGGCUACCGAGGAGCCCCCGAGAGAGGCUGAACCCAAAAGUGGCCAGGUGAGCGGCCUGAAGGACUUGGGCUUGAGGACGAGUUCUCUAGUCCUCGAGAAGUGUACCUUGUCAGCCCUGGUGAGCAAAGAAGAUGAAGAGUUCUGUGAGCUGUACACUGAGGACUUUGACCUGGACACAGAGGGGGACAGUAAAAUGGACAAACCCCCAGACGUCCCUGUCCAGCCAAAGGUGCUUGGCGUCGGUGGUGCGGUUCUCGACAGUGAAGACGAGGCAGAAGCAGCCGGGCAGCACCCCGAGUUGCCCGUGAAGACGCUGGGCUUCUUUGUAAUGUGUGUCUAUGGGUACCUCAUCCUCCCCCUUCCCUACUACGUGAGCGGCCUCCUCCUGGGAGUUGGCCUAGGCUUCAUGACUGCGGUGUGCGUGAUUUGGUUUUUUACACCACCAAGUGCUCAUAAACACCACAAGCUGUAUAAGCAUGUGCAGCACUGGAACACAAGGUCUCUGGAUAUCAAAGAGCCUGAAAUCCUAAAGGGAUGGAUGAAUGAGAUUUACAACUAUGAUCCAGAAACUUACCAUGCGACUUUGACGCAUUCAGUCUAUGUUCGACUUGAGGGUGAAACCUUAAGACUUUCAAAGCCCAAUAAAAAUAUAUCCAGGAGGGCGAGCUACAAUGAAACAAAGCCAGAGGUCACCUACAUCAGCCAGAAAAUCUAUGACCUCUCGGACAGCAAGAUUUAUCUUGUACCUAAAAGUUUGGCUCGGAAACGCAUCUGGAAUAAAAAGUAUCCUAUUUGCAUCGAGCUUGGGCAGCAAGAUGACUUUAUGUCAAAGGCUCAGACAGAUAAGGAAACUUGUGAAGAAAAGCCAGCAGCCGAGAGGGAGCUGGCUAAUGAGGACCCCAAGAAGCCGCUGCAACCUCCAGAGGGAACAAGAGCCGGCCAGCGAGAUCAAAUAUUGUACCUCUUUGGGAGAACGGGACGAGAAAAGGAGGAAUGGUUUAGGAGGUUUGUUCUGGCAUCUAAGCUGAAGUCAGAACUCAAGAAGCCACCUGCUGUCCCUGGAAGUAAACCAGGGCUUGUGCCCACCCACAGCAGGCACAGCAGCCCCUCCGGCCACCUGACACAUAGCCGCAGCAGCAGCAAGGGCAGCAUGGAGGAGAUCCUGUCACAGCCCAAGCAGAAGGAGCUGGCAGGCAGCGUGCGGCAGAAGAUGCUUCUCGACUACAGUGUGUACAUGGGCAGGUGUGUCCCCCAGGAAAACCGCAGUCCCCACAGGAGCCCCGUGCAGAGUGUGGAGAGCAGCCCCACAGCUGGGAAAAAGUUGCCAGAAUCUGCCCCCUUGGAGGAGGAAGAACAGGAAGCCUGGGUGAACGCCUUGCUUGGAAGAAUAUUUUGGGACUUCUUAGGGGAGAAAUACUGGUCUGAUCUGGUAUCUAAGAAAAUCCAAAUGAAACUCAGCAAAAUAAAGCUCCCCUACUUUAUGAACGAGCUAACUCUGACAGAACUGGACAUGGGGGUGGCUGUGCCAAAAAUCCUGCAGGCCUUUAAGCCUUAUGUGGAUCACCAAGGACUCUGGAUCGAUUUGGAAAUGUCCUACAAUGGGUCCUUUCUGAUGACUCUCGAGACCAAAAUGAAUUUGACCAAACUAGGUAAAGAGCCUCUUGUUGAAGCCCUGAAGGUUGGAGAAAUUGGCAAAGAAGGUUGCAGGCCCAGGGCAUUCUGUCUGGCUGACAGUGAUGAGGAAUCUUCCAGCGCUGGCUCCUCUGACGAAGACGAUGCCCCAGAGCCUAGUGGGGGAGACAAACAGCUGCUCCCAGGAGCUGAAGGGUACGUCGGAGGUCAUCGGACAAGUAAGAUUAUGAGGUUUGUUGAUAAAAUUACCAAGUCAAAAUAUUUCCAGAAGGCAACAGAGACAGAGUUCAUUAAAAAGAAGAUUGAAGAGGUUUCCAAUACACCCCUGCUGCUGACUGUUGAAGUGCAAGAAUGUAGAGGCACCUUGGCCGUCAAUAUCCCACCACCCCCGACUGACCGAAUCUGGUAUGGUUUCCGGAAGCCACCGUACGUGGAGCUCAAAGCGCGGCCAAAGCUUGGGGAGAGAGAAGUGACUUUAGUUCACGUGACAGACUGGAUAGAGAAGAAGCUGGAGCAAGAGUUUCAGAAAGUUUUUGUCAUGCCAAACAUGGAUGAUGUUUAUAUCCCGAUAAUGCACUCGGCCAUGGACCCUCGCUCCACCUCCUGCCUCUUGAAAGACCCGCCGGUGGAGGCUGCUGACCCGCUGUGCUGAGACCAACGUCCCAGUAUUCUGAGACCUGGCUUAGGCCUGGGGUUCCUGGCUGCCAUCUUGGCUGUGGCACUGACCUUUUCCUGGGCCACAGCUACUGUUUCUCAAAGGAUUGCUUCUGCCCUCUGGUGCCCAUUCCACUGUGAGGUGUCAUUGCCCGCAUCCAGUGACAAGUGUCUGGGUUUCCUGCUGCAAAGGCUGAAUCAUCACGGUGGACUCAAACUUGCAGGUGACUCAUGCUGUGGCUUUUUUCCAGUCUGCCAGUUCUUAUAUCAGGAGCAAAGCUGCACAACUAGAAGGCUC